AUGGCCACCUACCAAGCUCCUGAUGAGAACACGGUGGCACUGAUGGCUCACAACACCAACAGCGGCAAAGAAGUGGAGAGGGACAAGGAGGACGUGGGCCAGGAAAAGGUCCAAGAUAAGCCGGACCCUUCUCAGAAGCCUCCUUAUUCCUAUGUAGCUCUCAUCGCCAUGGCCAUCAGGGAGAGCCCAGAGAAGAGGCUGACCCUGUCCGCCAUCUACCAGUACAUCAUCAGCAAGUUCCCAUUCUACGAGAAGAACAAGAAGGGAUGGCAGAACAGCAUAAGACACAACCUGAGCCUCAACGAGUGCUUCAUCAAAGUGCCCAGGGAGGGUGGGGGCGAGAGGAAGGGCAACUACUGGACCCUGGACCCGGCCUGUGAGGAUAUGUUCGAGAAGGGCAACUACAGGAGAAGAAGACGGAUGAAGAGGCCAUUCAGGCCUCCCCCUACACACUUCCAAGCGGGAAAGAGCCUGUUCAGCAGUGACACCUACGGCUACCUGUCUCCACCCAAGUACCUACAGUCCAGCUUCAUGAACAACUCUUGGUCCUUGGGUCAGCCACCAAACCCCAUGUCCUACACCUCCUGUCAGAUGGCUGGUGGGAAUGUCAGCCCCGUCAAUGUCAAGGGACUGUCUGCAUCGUCCUCCUACAGUCCAUAUUCCAGGGUCCAGAGCAUGACAUUACCCAGUAUGGUCAACUCCUAUAACGGGAUGAGCCACCAUCACCACCAUCCGCAUGCCCACCACCCCCAGCAGCUGAGCCCGGCCAGCCCUGCUCCGCCACCUUCUGCCACCUCAAAUGGAGUGCAGUUUACCUGUGCCAGGCAGCCCUCAGAGCUGUCCAUGAUGCACUGCUCUUACUGGGACCAUGAAACCAAGCACAGCGCCUUGCACCCCAGAAUAGACCUUUGA
Molecule: messenger RNA, 912 nt
Organism: Bufo bufo (common toad)
Lineage: Eukaryota; Metazoa; Chordata; Amphibia; Anura; Bufonidae
Gene: FOXL2
Product: forkhead box L2
Exons: 1
Coding region: 1-912 (303 amino acids)
Biological process (GO): cell differentiation; anatomical structure morphogenesis; regulation of transcription by RNA polymerase II
Molecular function (GO): DNA-binding transcription factor activity, RNA polymerase II-specific; RNA polymerase II cis-regulatory region sequence-specific DNA binding
Source: RefSeq, a predicted model, not a curated record